CUUCCUCCGAUCUCUUCUAAUUCUCUGAUUCUUUCAUUCUUUGAUUCUCGGAUUUUCUAAUUCUCCUUCUCAAUGGACCCAUCCAUAGCAUUAAGAUACCCAAAAUAUUUGGGAUUUUAGGGUUCUGAAAAUUUCUCUCAAAUCUCUUACCAUUCUUUGCCUCCAAUCUCUUCUAGUUCUCUAUUUCUAUGGUUCUCUUUCUCAAUCGUGAAGAUGCCUCGAUCUCAGUCUUCACAAGCCCAAUCCUCUGCCUCUACACCAAAAAGCUAUGCACCCAAAAGCUUUGCGAACAAAAAAUCUGCACCCAAAAAGUCGUUCGGGAGUUGCUUGGUAGCGACAGGGUUCUUUAAACCAGAAUACAAGUAUGAAGGUAGGAAAUGGUAUUGUAAUUGUGGCACUGCUUCUCCAAGAAUCACUGCAUGGACUGAAUUAAAUGUAGGAAGGAGAUUUUAUGGUUAAGGGAAAUUUUAAUGUUUUUAGUUGAUUGUAUAUUUUUUCUUGUAAUUUUAAUGGAUUGAAUCAAAUUCUAAUGUCUAGGGAACAAUGCUUUUUUUUUUUUUCCAAUUAUUGUGAUUUUCAACAAGAGGAAGUGGAAACUUGUAAUGCAUUUGAGUGGCAUGAUGCUGAGAUUGUGGGAAGAGCACAUGAUGUUAUUUGGCACCUAAAAUUGAAUUAUGAAAGUUUGCAAUCUGAUUUUGAUGAGCUUAAAGAACGCCAAAAUGGUGGAAAUGAUAACAUUGCCAAAGCUUUUGAGAAGUUGACUGCGAGGGUGAUAUUUAUUGAGUCUUCCAUUGAAGAGGUUAAGUUUACAGUUGAUUCAACAUGUGACAAUCUAUGUUUUGCUCUACAGAGAUCAAUUAAGGAACAAAUGAAUAAAUUUCAAAGGAAAUUCUUUGUUGUGCUUUUAGGUUUGCUGGUUGUGUUGUUUUUGUUUAGUAAAUUGUGAAUUGGUAG
Rubroshorea leprosula is the source of this 954-nucleotide messenger RNA. The record is from the annotation of a GenBank genome assembly. Lineage: Eukaryota; Viridiplantae; Streptophyta; Magnoliopsida; Malvales; Dipterocarpaceae.